AGGCAUUGGUUGUUAUAUCAGAAUCCAAUUAAGCAGGACUAUAUAUGAGUGACCUCCAGCAUACCACCUUAUCUCAACGCUACCUUCCCCAUUUCCUUUGUUUCUCCCACUACUUCCUUGUGUGCUUUUAGAGUUCACUAAUCAUGAGUAGCAUCUCUGUAAGUGAAAAUUUGAAUCUCGAUGAACUCAACGAGGGGUUCAAAAUCGAUAACAAAAGCCUCACUCAACUCAUGAAGGAGAAGAAUCUAAGUCUGCUUCAAGACCUCGGAGGCACUGAUGGCAUUUUAUUAGCUCUUGAAGCUGACAAUGAGCUUGGAAUUCAGGAUGAAAAGGACAACAUUGCUCGCCGCCAUGAAGCAUUCGGCUCAAACACGUAUAGCAAACCACCUUCGAAAAGCCUUUUUCAUUUCAUGUGGCAAGCCGCCAAGGACCUCACCAUUGUCAUCCUUCUGGCCUGCGCUGCUCUUUCGCUUGGCUUUGGCAUCAAGCAAGAUGGACUGAAAGAAGGGUGGUAUGAUGGCGGCAGCAUCUUCAUUGCUGUUGUUCUCAUCGUUGCUAUAUCUGCCUUUAGUGAUUACAGACAGAGCAAGCAGUUUCAAAAGCUGUCCAAAGCAAGUGAUGAUAUUCCAAUCGAUGUUGUAAGAGGUGGAAGAAGACAGAAGGUUUCCAUCUUUGAGGUUGUAGUAGGAGAUGUUGUGUUUCUGAAGAUUGGAGAUCAAGUUCCUGCGGAUGGACUGUUCUUAUAUGGACAUUCAUUACAAGUAGACGAAUCAAGCAUGACAGGAGAGAGUGACCAUGUGGAGGUUGAUAGCAGCAACAAUCCGUUCUUGUAUUCUGGAACAAAAGUGGCUGAUGGAUACGGCAGAAUGCUGGUGACUUCAGUUGGGAUGAACUCAAGUUGGGGCCAAAUGAUGAGAUUCAUCUGCCACGACAACGAUGAGCAGACACCUUUACAAGAAAAGCUUAGUAAGUUCACUCCAUUACUUGCUAAGAUUGGCUUGGCAGUUGCGUUCAUGGUCUUUGUCGUUCUGUUAGCACGCUACUUCACAGGAAACACAAAGAGUGAGAAUGGGAGUUUAGGUAAGUUCAAGAUUGGCAAGACGAGGAUUGAUGAUGUGGUCAAUGCCUUGUUGGAUAUGGUAGCAGUUGCUGUCAUUAUAGUUGUCAUUGCAAUUCCAGAAGGGUUUCCAUUGGCUGUGACUCUAACUCUUGCUUACUCGAUGAAGAAAAUGAUGGCGGAUCAUGCCUUAGUUCGCAGGCUCUCAGCUUGCGAGACUAUGGGAUGUGCCACCAUAAUUUGUACAGACAAAACAGGUACUCUCACACUCAACCAGAUGAAGGUUGUGAAGUUUUGGAUUGAAAAGGAAAGCGUGGGAGAUGGUGCUACUUAUUCAUCAAUUCCCCAUAGUGUUCUUGAUUUGAUCCGAGAAGGGGUAGCAUUCAACACAACAGGAAGUAUUUGCAAACCUAAAUCAGGAUCAGGUCUUGAGUUUUCCGGCAGUCCUACUGAAAAAGCCAUUCUUUCAUGGGCUGCACUUGAGCUGAACAUGGACAUUGAUGAGUUGAAGAAGAUAUGUGUCAUUCAACAUGUUGAGGCCUUCAAUUCACAGAAGAAGCGGAGUGGGGUUUUGGUGAGAAGGAAAGCAGACAGUACAUUCCAUGUGCAUUGGAAAGGGGCUGCAGAGAUGAUAGUAGAAAUGUGCUCAAGUUACUAUGAUGCCUCUGGUGUUACUAAUGAUCUUGGUGAUAAUGAAAGGACGCAGUUGAAGGACAUUGUUCAAGGUAUGGCAGCAAGUAGUCUCCGAUGCAUUGCGUUUGCACACAAACAAGUUCAAGAAAGCAAGCACAAUGAUGGAAAAAAUAGCAACAUGCUAGAAGAGCACAACUUGAUCCUAUUAGGUCUGGUGGGUAUAAAGGACCCAUGUAGGCCAGGAGUGAGAGAGGCAGUAGAAACUUGCCAGUUCGCCGGGGUUCAAGUGAAACUGAUCACUGGAGACAAUGUGUUCACUGCUAAAGCCAUAGCUACUGAGUGUGGGAUACUGAGGCCGAAUGACCAGGAUGUAGUAAGGGAAGCAGUGGUAGAAGGUGAAGAAUUUCGAAACUACACGCCGGAGCAGAGAAUGCAGAGGGUUGAUGGAAUUCGUGUGAUGGCAAGGUCUUCACCAUUUGACAAGCUUCUGAUGGUGCAGUGCUUAAAACAGAAAGGGCAUGUGGUUGCUGUGACUGGUGAUGGCACAAAUGAUGCACCAGCGUUGAAGGAAGCUGAUAUAGGACUCUCGAUGGGGAUUCAAGGCACCGAAGUGGCCAAAGAGAGUUCAGACAUUGUGAUUUUAGAUGACAACUUUGCUACUGUAGUCACAGUAUUAAGGUGGGGAAGAGGUGUCUAUGCCAACAUUCAGAAGUUUGUGCAAUUCCAGCUCACAAUAAAUGUAGCCACUCUUGUAGUCAACUUUAUUGCUGCAGCUUCAGCUGGUGAAGUGCCUCUAACAGCAGUCCAGUUGCUGUGGGUGAAUCUGAUCAUGGACACAAUGGCUGCUCUGGCUCUUGCCACUGAUAAGCCAACCAAAGAGCUCAUGGAAAGGCCACCAGUGCUUCGAUCUGAGCCUGUGAUCACAUACGUCAUGUGGAGGAACGUUUUUGCACAAGCUCUAUUCCAAGUAGCUGUGCUCUUGAUCUUGCAGUUCAAAGGCACAUCGAUCUUUGGUGUAAGUGACAAAGUAAACAACACUAUGAUCUUCAACGUCUUUGUCUUGUGCCAAGUGUUCAAUGAAUUCAAUGCAAGGAGUGUUGAGAAGAAGAAUGUCUUCAAAGGAAUUCGAAAGAACAGGUUGUUCUGGGUGAUCGUUGGUAUAACCAUUGCAGUUCAGGUGGUUAUGGUGGAGUUUCUAACGAGGUUUGCAGAUACAGAGAGGUUAAGUUGGAGUCAAUGGGGUGCUUGCAUUGGAAUUUCAGCUAUAUCUUGCCCAAUCAGCUGGGUUGUCAAGUGCAUACCAGUUCCUGCAAAGCCAAUAUCCAGUUAUCUGAAGAAGGGUAAUACAAUCACAUCGUAGGUAGUGAACCAGUGAUGUUUGUAUUAACAG
This is a messenger RNA of Argentina anserina (silverweed cinquefoil), 3080 nucleotides long. RefSeq names its product putative calcium-transporting ATPase 13, plasma membrane-type. Lineage: Eukaryota; Viridiplantae; Streptophyta; Magnoliopsida; Rosales; Rosaceae. The record is from RefSeq and is a predicted model, not a curated record. The transcript has a single exon. Gene Ontology annotation, biological process: calcium ion transmembrane transport. Bases 144 to 3050 code for a protein of 968 amino acids. Gene Ontology annotation, cellular component: plasma membrane; intracellular membrane-bounded organelle. Gene Ontology annotation, molecular function: ATP binding; ATP hydrolysis activity; P-type calcium transporter activity.